Messenger RNA from Kwoniella mangroviensis CBS 8507, 2373 nucleotides. RefSeq lists its product as uncharacterized. The transcript has 3 exons. Bases 1 to 2373 code for a protein of 790 amino acids. Gene Ontology annotation, biological process: regulation of transcription by RNA polymerase II. NCBI's taxonomy places the organism in Eukaryota, Fungi, Basidiomycota, Tremellomycetes, Tremellales, Cryptococcaceae. The record is from RefSeq and is a predicted model, not a curated record. Gene Ontology annotation, molecular function: RNA polymerase II cis-regulatory region sequence-specific DNA binding; DNA-binding transcription factor activity.
AUGGUCUCUGCGGACACCUCAACUCGUCUGCAAACCAAACUUUUCAACCAGGGAGGACACAUUUCACCCUCCGCUAUAUCACCCAAAGCGAAACCACCCUUUCCUGACAGAGAACGAAAAGCGAUGCCCGUGAGAAGACAAUCAAGGUUUGAUCCCAUGAUCGCAUCGGAUACCGACGAGAUGAUGCAGGAUGAUGGUUACGGUGAUCUAGGGUUAAAACAUCCUUUGAGGAGAGUCAAAGAAGAAGAAAAUAUCAAGGACAACAAGAUAACACCACCUGAAUCGAUCAGUCUACCGCCUAUCAAAUCAUUGUUUGGAGUAGCAAGCGAUCACACUCAAUCACCAUCAUCAUCCUCAUUAUUCCAAUCACCAUCAUUACCGUCCCUCAUCCCCAAUUCCCCAUCCGGUUCACCCAGUUCAGCUCGUACCUCACGAUACUCAUCUCUGGCAUCGUCAGCCGUGCCAGAAAAUUCAGCAGGAUGGUGGGCACCGGAAUUCGAAAAAGGUUCAUCUCCAUUCCAGCCUAUUCCACACAGAUUCAAUUCUUUCCCUUCUAUACCAUACAUCUCUGACGAGACUGGACAGAAAAGGCGAAGAUCAGAUGGACCACCAGCUCUGCGAGAUGCAGAAGAAUCAGCCAGAUUGAGAUGGCAAGCUCAAUCGAGAAAUGCUUCUUUCCCCAUGGCUACUUCACCUGCACCUCCUUCAGCUGGACCAUCCAAUUCAUCAUCCGGUCUUCGGGGCUUACUACACCCACCUCAAGCCUCCUCUGCUGGUGUUUCAGCAUCCAUGUCACGUUCCUCGCUAUCCGGAUCAACCACCGGGGGGCGUCUCUCACCUACGCUGGAAGAUGAACCACUUUCAUUUGCCAGACGACCUUCUCAAACGUCAAGGAACCCUUCGUUAGUUGGUGGUCAGCUCUCUAGCCAUUUCGCUGGACUAUCAGCUUCAGAAAGGGAUAAACCCGUAUCAAGCGAGAUGCCUCCUCCGCUCCAGGCUGCUCCUCCAGAAAGACGAGGUUCAGCGAUGUUACCACCUCUUUUAGCGAUGGACGACAACAACAACAGAUUAUUCCCUCCACCCUCGAGUCUAAGUCGAUCAGCUUCCCCCGCAUCCGAUAUAAUGAGACGACAGUCGCUCACUCGACCACCUUCACCUGAGAUGACUGGCCGACCCGAAUUACGCAGAUCGUCAUUAACAGAAAUCAUCAUGCAGAAAAGUGGCGAUAUGAAUAUGGGCUUGACAGCCCUCAGCAAUAGCCGGUUCGGUCCUUCUCACCCUCAUGCAAAUGAACUGGGGUUGGCGACUAGCGUAUCGAUGGAUAAAUCCUCUUUCUCCGAACCUGUCCCUCCAUUACAUCAAACCAUCCAAACCGCUCCUCCAUGGGCUACAAGAAGGGAAUCUACAGAUUCGAUCAAAUCGUCUCAUGAAUAUGGACCUGGAGCUGGUCCAUUGUUAUCGCUAAGAGGAAGGAAACGAUCGGUGACGGAGAUACGUCAAAACCAGCUAGACGAAGAUUCGGAAAUGUCCACUACGGGAGGUGGUGACCCAGGUAUGAGAGGGAUGGAAGUGUUGUUGGCUGCUGCUGCGGUAGAGGAAGAACGUAAAGUGAGAAAGAGCAGUGAAGAAGACGAAGAUGAACCAUUGAUGAAAUUGAAUAAUGGCAACGGAUCUGCCGAAGGCGGAGGCGCGAACGGCGGACCGAAAUAUACUUGUGCUUUUUGUGCAAAAACAUUUUCAAGACCUAGUAGUUUACGAAUACAUACUUACAGUCAUACUGGUGAAAGGCCAUAUGUAUGUAAGGAACCAACUUGUCGACGAAGGUUUUCUGUGCAGUCGAAUUUGAAAAGACACGCAAAAGUACAUCAACUUGGAGCUGCAGCGGGACUACAACAAUCCAAUGGACAUGGUCAUGGUCAUCCACAUCCACAUGGACCACCUGGGUUGACGAUGGGUCAUCAUGGACAUGGUCAACCAAUUCAUCCUGGUAUGCCCAGAGCACCUCAUUCACAUCCUGGUACGGUCACCCAGGGACCUGGACCUGGUCCGAUGUAUCACCCUGGUCCGCCACCACCACCUGGGUAUUGCCCACCUCCUCCACCAGGGUAUGUUCACCCUCAUCCUCAUCAUGCACAACAUUACGGCGCAUCACCUGGACCCUCUGGACCACCGGGAUAUGGCCCUUCUCCUCCUCAUUUACCGAUGGGUUUGCAGCAAGCGCAACCCCCCGGACCAGGAUCAGGACCAGGGCCCGGAUGGAGAUCCAUCAGUUCGAGCAGGCGGACGUCAAGGGAUGAAGAUGCCAGCGAAGGAGAAGAGGAGGUGGAAAAUGAGGAGGAUGAAGAAAUCGAUGAGUUGGAAGAGGAUGAUUAG